Messenger RNA from Pochonia chlamydosporia 170, 1221 nucleotides. RefSeq names its product DnaJ domain-containing protein. The record is from RefSeq and is a predicted model, not a curated record. The coding region runs from base 1 to 1221 and encodes 406 amino acids. Gene Ontology annotation, cellular component: endomembrane system. The transcript has 3 exons. Lineage: Eukaryota; Fungi; Ascomycota; Sordariomycetes; Hypocreales; Clavicipitaceae.
AUGAAGAUCGCCUAUCUCUCCAUUGGGCUUCUGUCCCUUCUGACGCCGCUUGCGGCUGCUUGGAGUAAAGAAGACCGUGAGAUCUUCCGAAUCCGCGAUGAGAUCUCUGCCCACGAGGCUGAUCCCGCCGCAACCUUUUACGAUAUUCUUGGCGUCCCUCACAGUGCGUCGUUCGAGGACAUCAACAAGGCCCAUCGAAAGAAGACAGUUGCUCUGCACCCCGACAAGGUCGCACAGCGAUUGAGGGCAGAGCGCGUGAAGCAAGCUGGUGGAAAGGGAAAGAAGAGCUCUGUCAAGCCUCCCACCUCUGCGGAGAUUAAAGCUGCUGUCAAGCUUGCAUCCGAGCGCCAGACCCGACUCAGUCUGAUCGCCAACAUCCUGAAAGGCCCCUCGAGAGACCGCUACGACCAUUUCCUUGCCAAUGGGUUCCCCCUGUGGAAAGGCACCGACUACUACUACAACCGGUACCGCCCUGGACUGGGGACCGUUAUGGUUGGCCUGUUCAUUGUCGGUGGAGGUGCUAUUCACUACCUGAUCCUGUAUAUGAGCUGGAAGCGGCAGCGCGAAUUUAUCGAGCGCUAUGUUAAAUUUGCGAGGGACACUGCCUGGGGCGGAAAUCUUGGUAUUCCCAAUGUCGAGCCUCAAGCACCCGCUACGCCUCCCGAUGAGGAUACCCCUCCACCAGUGCCUCAGAACCGCAGAGAACGCCGUAUGCAGGAAAAGGAGGCCAAGAAAGAAGGCGGCCGUGGACGCACUAAGAAGGCUACUAAGAAGACCCCUAGUGCUUCUCGUGAUGCUUCAACUGGCCCUACUGGUGCUCGCAAGAGAGUUGUUGCUGAGAAUGGCAAGAUCCUCGUGGUUGAUUCGUUGGGAGACGUCUACUUGGAGGAGGAAGAUGAGGAAGGCAAUGUCAAUGAAUACCUCCUUGAUCCCAACCAGCUUCUGGAACCUACCUUCAAGGACACUGCUGUUGUGCGCCUUCCCAUUCAUAUCUUCAACUUGACUCUUGGCCGCUUCACCGGAAACAAGGAGGCUCCUCUCGAUUCUCCUAGUGGCGAGAUCGACGAGGUAGUCGAUGCAUCUCAGCGAACCCCCAGCAACGAAUCUGUCGGCGACGACUUUGAACUUUUGGACAAGAGCACCGACUCUCUCGGCAAAGCGAAAUCGUCCGCCAUGGAGAAGAGCGGCAAGUCUGGCAAGCGCAAGAACAAGAAGCGAUGA